Volvox carteri f. nagariensis is the source of this 1461-nucleotide messenger RNA. RefSeq lists its product as uncharacterized. Gene Ontology annotation, molecular function: ATP binding; protein serine/threonine kinase activity. The record is from RefSeq and is a predicted model, not a curated record. Lineage: Eukaryota; Viridiplantae; Chlorophyta; Chlorophyceae; Chlamydomonadales; Volvocaceae. Bases 1 to 1461 code for a protein of 486 amino acids. The transcript is spliced from 10 exons. Gene Ontology annotation, biological process: intracellular signal transduction; peptidyl-serine phosphorylation.
AUGAAGGCGUUGGAGGGCAUUGCCGAGGAGGACACCGAACGAGAAGUUAACAUCUUGCAAGAUGGUCAGAGCGUUUCUCCAUCUGCAAGGACUCGUUCGCAGAUGGCGAAGCAAUUCAUUGAGAAUCAGCUUAAGGAAAGGCUUCGAAAUGUGGCAGAGCGGCAUGCCAGGCGCCGCGCUCUGGAAGCUGUGCUGCAGGGCGAAAAUUUGUCCGAUGUCAAGAAGAUAGAAUUACGAAAUGCGCUGGAGAGGAGGGAAAGCGAUUAUACGCGCCUGCAGCGUCAAAAAAUGACAGUGGAUGAUUUUGAGCUGCUGCAGAUCAUUGGGCGGGGUGCAUUCGGGGAGGUCUGGCUUGUGCGCGAGCGGUUGACGAAGAAACUGAUGGCGAUGAAGAAGCUCAAGAAGGCGGACAUGCUGAGGCAAGGCAAGGUCGAGCACGUGAAGGCGGAGCGUAACAUCAUGGCUAUCCUUCAGGACCCCUACGUCGUGAAGCUCUACUAUUCAUUCCUGGACGAGGAGUGUCUAUACCUGGUGAUGGAGUACCUGGCCGGCGGGGACGUCAUGACCUUGUUGAUUCGGAAAGAUAUCCUAUCGGAGGAGGAGGCCCGCUUCUACAUUGCCGAGACGAUUUCGGGUCUCGAGGCCAUUCAUAAAGCGGGGUACAUCCACAGGGAUUUGAAGCCGGACAACCUGCUGUUGACCCACAAGGGCCACCUGAAACUGUCGGAUUUUGGACUCUGUAAGCCGCUGCCGGCUUGCACUCUCAGCUUUGUCCGUUCUAGACAGCAGCAAGAGUUGGCGCUGUCCACACAGACGGCGAAUGACCCUGAGCGACUGACUCAUUGGCGCCAGAACCGCAGGCAAUUGGCCUUUUCUAAAGUGGGCACUCCGGACUACAUGGCGCCCGAGGUCAUCCUCCAACGCGGGUACGGCAAGGAGUGCGACUGGUGGUCCGUAGGCGCUAUCUUGUACGAGAUGCUUGUCGGAUAUGCGCCGUUUUACAGCGAGCAGGCGCACGUCACGGAGUGCAUGAUAGUCAAUUGGCGAAAGUAUCUACGGUUUCCCGUGGAGGCCCGGUUGUCGCCCGCGGCUCGUGACCUCAUCUGUCGGCUGAUGUGCGACGUGGAGGACCGCAUCGGCACGCGCGGCGGGGUGGAGGAGAUCAAGAGCCACCCCUUCUUCCAAGGAAUGGACUGGGCUAACCUGCACAAGCAGACGCCGCCCUAUGUGCCAAGGGUGGAUCACGAGCUGGACUUGCAGAACUUCGACAAAUUUGACGUUGAAGCGACUAACGGCCCCAGCGGCAUGGGAGCAGGCGGCUCGGGGCGUGGCACCAAGGGCUUAACCACCGCGGGCCUGCAUUUCAUCGGCUACAACUACAAGAGUUGGGAGGCUGUGGCGCCAGCAAGUAGGACGGUGUCUCGUGUGUAUACGUGGCUCGGGGUCGCGGGGCCAGGCUAG